AUGGCCGCACAGCUGCGCAUCGACAGCGACAGUACUGGCGGUGUCGACGGCGACGGCGGCAAUGCGCUGGUGUUUUCGGUCCUCCACGACCUGCUCGGCGCCGCGGCCUUCCUCGCCUCACACCCGCUCCACGCCGCCUACGUCCUCUUCUUCUCCCGCUACCUCCUCUGGCUGGCCUCCUUCUUCUGCCCACUCCUCGUCUCCACGUCUCUGCUCCUGGCUGUGCUCGUCACCGCCGGCCCGUACGUCACGACGGGGUGGCCGGGGGUGAGCUCACUCGGGAGGACCUGCGGCAUUGCCGUCGCCGCGCUCUGCGCCGAGCUCCGGCCGGACGGCGGAGGCGUCAGCCUGGUUGGGCAGCUCUGCUCCUUCGUGCUCGGCCCAGCUGACGUCGCCGCGGUUCUCCGCGUCGGCGAGAUCAUGGGUGAGCUGUGCGACAUCAGUGCUGGUUCUUGCUUUCUCUUGGAAGAGAAGACCUUCUUCUUGUCAGGUACCCAAGACGAAGAGGGCAUCAGGGUCACAUUGCAGAGUCCAACUGGAGAAGAGAUCUUCUUGGAACAUGAAGAUUUCUAUGAAGAUGUCUUCAAGGAUAAAAUUGAGGACAAAAAUGUAGUUUCUGAGGAUCUCAAGGGUCCUGUCUCUUCUCCUUCUUCUUCUUCAGAGCAUUGCUGUCAAAGUGAGACAUUAUUCGUCCAAGAAAUAGAAGAGCAGGAGAAAAGCAUCGAGGUACAGAGUAUAAGCUUGUCAGUGAUAGAUGGUGGAGUCAGUGGUGGGGUUGAGGAGAAGAGAUUGGAGUGUGAUCCUAUGCCGGUGGAGACGAAGAAAUGUGAGUGGCCCAAGUCACAUUCCUCGAUUUCUCGGCGAAUAAGACAGUGGGAAGACGUGACAUCUGGCAAUUUGAAGCGAGUUCCUGAUGACACCCUUGAGAAGAUUCUGGUGGAUAACAGUCUGGAGAAGGCGUCGUCAUUUAAGGAUGUGAAGGUAAUCAUACAAUUGGAGACCGAAUCUUGCAACAAAGAAAACCAACUUGCUCAAGAGAUUGUUUCUGUUGGAGAAUCUGACCAGUCAGAGAAGGAAUCUUGCAACAAAAACUUCAGUGACCUUGCUCAAGAGGUUGCUUCCGUUGGAGAAUCUAACAGAGAACAGCCAGAGCAGGAAUUUGUAGAUGUCAAGGAAUUGUUGCAGUCGAAGACCGAAAAAUGCAGCAAAGAACUGGAACCUGAAGAAAACGCCCCCAUUGAACAAGCCGAAGAAGAAUUGCAAGAACAGAAUGUGCAGCCGGGACCGGAAUUGCAAGAGCAGAAACACAUGGACACCCAGACUGAUGAACAAGACUGCCAAGAUGUGGAACCUCUGCAAGAGUUAAGCGAACAGGAGUACAAGGAUGCGGAUGAAGAAUCUGAAACCCUGCAGGAUGGUGCCAAUGAGGAGAAUCCCCUGAAGUCGACGUCCAUCGCUCGGCGCGUGCACACACGAAUCUCUUCGGAGAGCCUCGUCGGCGAGGCGUCCCCGGGCAAGGAGAAGGAAUGGAAGAGGACGCUGGCGUGCAAACUCUAUGAGGAAAGGAUCCAGCUCAAGCUCCUCCGCGACCGCGCCGUCGUCGGGGCAUGCAGUGACGACAUGGACAUGCUCUGGGAGGCCUACGAGACAGGCGGGGGAAGCAGCGCCACUGCCGGCGACACGAAGCGUGGCGGCAGCAAGGCGAAAAGGGGGAACGCGCAAGACGAACUCGUGGACGAAGGUGAGUCAGAGGAGGAUGAAGAUGUCGACGAUGAAGGUACAGUGAGGCAGCUGUGCUGCCUUCAGGCUCUCAAGUUCUCCACCAGGAAGAUGAACUUCGGAGGUGGCAAGCCGAGCCUGGCCAAGAUCUCCAAGGUCCUCAAGAGGAUGACCGCGCUUUCGAGGGUCGGAUCACGGCGUAACCUGAAGGGGUGA
Messenger RNA from Lolium rigidum, 1935 nucleotides. RefSeq lists its product as uncharacterized. Bases 1 to 1935 code for a protein of 644 amino acids. The record is from RefSeq and is a predicted model, not a curated record. The transcript has a single exon. Lineage: Eukaryota; Viridiplantae; Streptophyta; Magnoliopsida; Poales; Poaceae.